This is a messenger RNA of Kwoniella mangroviensis CBS 8507, 858 nucleotides long. RefSeq lists its product as uncharacterized. Gene Ontology annotation, biological process: maturation of SSU-rRNA from tricistronic rRNA transcript (SSU-rRNA, 5.8S rRNA, LSU-rRNA). The record is from RefSeq and is a predicted model, not a curated record. The transcript has 5 exons. Gene Ontology annotation, cellular component: nucleolus; preribosome, small subunit precursor. Lineage: Eukaryota; Fungi; Basidiomycota; Tremellomycetes; Tremellales; Cryptococcaceae. Bases 1 to 858 code for a protein of 285 amino acids.
AUGCCAGUAGAUAACAAGAAAGGUAAAACCCGAUCGAGCCCUUACAAGAAACCCAAGCCCAAGCCUGCGCAGGAUGGAGAACAAGCUGGACCAUCAAGACCUCGACCAACUCAUAAGAUCCCGACCGUCGAACAGAGGAGUGGAGAUGCUUUGCCGGGGACAAGUAAAUUGAAAGGUCAGAUAAGGCAGACCAAAAGAUUACUGGCCAAGGACACACUCGAACCCGGUUUAAGAGUCCAGACACAACGUCGUUUAGCGAGUCUGGAAGCUGAUCUGGCGAAUGCGACGAAGAGAGACGUGGAGAAGAAGAAUGGUGCGAAAUAUCAUAUGGUCAAAUUCUUCGAACGACAGAAAUUACUCCGCAUAAUCAAAAGACUCCAACGUAAACUGAAAGAAGCUGAAGAACCUAAAAGCGAUAAGAAAUUAAUCAAGUAUAAAGAAGAACUUGAAGAUGCUAGGGUCAUGAUGAAUUACGUGUUGAAUUUCCCGAAUACGGAAAAAUACAUAUCACUCUUUCCCCCUUCUUCCUCCUCCCAACCUGAAACAUCAACCAAAGAACCCAAAUUGACGAUACCGCCGUUACUUCGCCCCCCACCUACCUCUCAGCAAUUGGAAGGAGAGUAUGAUAAAUCGGCUAAAAGACGUUAUGAGAUAUUAUUGGAAAUUCGAGAAUUGAUGCAACAAGGUAAAUUAUCGGAGAACCCUGAAGAAGAAGUGAAGAGGGAGAAGAAGGAGAAAGUCUCGUUGGUGUCCACCGAAGAUAAGUUCACGAGUAAGAAUACGAAAGGUGGUGAGAAAGGAGAGGAUGAAGAGGAAGAUGAUUUCUUCGAGAACGAUGAUGAAGAAGAAGAAGAGUAA